Molecule: messenger RNA, 2164 nt
Organism: Peromyscus californicus insignis
Lineage: Eukaryota; Metazoa; Chordata; Mammalia; Rodentia; Cricetidae
Gene: Eef1a2
Product: eukaryotic translation elongation factor 1 alpha 2
Biological process (GO): translation; translational elongation
Molecular function (GO): GTP binding; translation elongation factor activity; GTPase activity
Source: RefSeq, a predicted model, not a curated record
UCAGCUGCUUCUUUCCCUUCUCUCCAUCCCUGCCCCUCCCUUCCUGGCUCUGUUCCCUGCCCCCACCUCUGCGCGCUCCCCGCCCUUUUGCCUGUUUUUCUCUCCUGGUCUGCGCUCUAGCUGGCUGAUUCUCUCGCUUGCUCCGGUGCAUCUUUGCAGCUGCGUCCUCUCGGAUCCUUGUUACGCCGGCCCGCGCCCGUGGGUGCGCGGUCCCUGCGUCCGUGCAUCGCUCGCACCCCAUCCGCCAGCCUCCCGGAGCCCGCCUCCCCCCGCCGGUACCGCAUUGCCGUACUGCAGGGGCGCAGUGCAUUGCGCCGGCACCGUCAAUAGGUGGACCCCCUCCUGGAGAGAUAAAACCGCCGUCGCUGCCGUCGCCAGUCCCUCUGACUGAGACUUCGGCUCUGGAGUUCCUCCCCAGCAUACCCUCAACCCCGAGCCAGAGCCCCCAAAGUGCCAGCCCCUCCCUUAACCAGCCAGAAUGGGCAAGGAGAAGACACACAUCAACAUUGUGGUCAUUGGCCAUGUGGACUCAGGCAAGUCCACCACGACAGGCCAUCUCAUCUACAAAUGCGGGGGCAUCGACAAGCGGACCAUCGAGAAGUUUGAGAAGGAGGCGGCAGAGAUGGGAAAGGGCUCCUUUAAAUAUGCCUGGGUGCUGGACAAGCUGAAGGCAGAGCGGGAGCGCGGCAUCACCAUUGACAUCUCCCUCUGGAAGUUUGAGACCACCAAGUACUACAUUACCAUCAUUGAUGCCCCAGGCCACCGGGACUUCAUCAAGAACAUGAUCACCGGCACAUCCCAGGCGGACUGUGCGGUGCUGAUCGUGGCAGCAGGUGUGGGCGAGUUUGAGGCAGGCAUCUCCAAGAACGGGCAAACCCGGGAACAUGCACUCCUGGCCUACACUCUGGGCGUGAAGCAGCUCAUUGUGGGUGUCAACAAGAUGGACUCCACAGAACCAGCCUACAGUGAGAAGCGCUAUGACGAGAUUGUCAAGGAGGUCAGCGCCUACAUCAAGAAGAUUGGCUACAACCCAGCCACAGUGCCCUUCGUGCCCAUCUCAGGCUGGCAUGGCGACAACAUGCUGGAGCCUUCACCCAAUAUGCCAUGGUUCAAGGGCUGGAAAGUAGAGCGCAAGGAAGGAAAUGCAAGUGGUGUGUCCCUGCUAGAAGCCCUGGACACAAUCCCCCCAACCCGCCCCACUGACAAGCCCCUUCGCCUUCCGCUGCAGGAUGUGUACAAGAUUGGUGGCAUUGGGACUGUGCCUGUGGGCCGAGUGGAGACUGGUAUCCUUCGGCCUGGUAUGGUGGUGACCUUUGCGCCAGUAAAUAUCACCACAGAGGUGAAGUCUGUGGAGAUGCACCAUGAGGCACUCAGCGAGGCCCUCCCUGGUGAUAAUGUCGGCUUCAAUGUGAAAAACGUGUCCGUCAAGGAUAUUCGCCGGGGCAAUGUCUGUGGGGACAGCAAAUCUGAUCCACCUCAGGAGGCUGCCCAGUUCACCUCCCAGGUCAUCAUCCUGAACCACCCUGGGCAAAUCAGCGCUGGCUACUCCCCAGUCAUCGACUGUCACACAGCCCACAUUGCCUGCAAGUUUGCUGAGCUGAAGGAGAAGAUUGACCGGCGUUCUGGCAAGAAGCUGGAGGACAAUCCCAAGUCCCUGAAGUCUGGUGAUGCUGCCAUUGUUGAGAUGGUCCCCGGAAAACCCAUGUGUGUGGAGAGCUUCUCACAGUACCCACCCCUCGGCCGCUUCGCCGUGCGCGACAUGCGGCAGACUGUGGCCGUGGGUGUCAUCAAGAACGUGGAGAAGAAGAGCGGCGGCGCCGGCAAGGUCACCAAGUCCGCACAGAAGGCGCAGAAAGCGGGCAAGUGAAGCGCGGGCGCCCGCGGCGUGGCCCUCCCCGACGGCGCCGCGCCGCGCCCCCAGCCCCGCCCCCGGCACUGGCCCCGUCCCCUCACCCGCCCCAGGCGCGGCCCCUCCCCCCCGGCUCCCCGCCAGGCGCAUGUCUGCACCUCCGCUUGUAAGAGGCUUUACGUCAGCGACUGGAUGCUCGCCAUCAAGGUCCAGUGGAAAUUCUUCAAGAGGAAAAGCGCCCCCGCCCCAGGCUUCCGCACCAGCGCUCACCACGCACGCUCAGUGCCGGUUUUCCCAAUAAACUGAGCGACCCCA